CGCCUAGAGCAUCGCCAGGUGCAGAGCUCCACAGCUCUCUUUCCCAAGGAGUGAUCGAGGGUGAGAACGUGGAGCCUGGGGGACAGGUGAAGGCAUUGGGAUCUUUCUGCCCAGAAAGGGGAAAGUUGCACAUUUAUAUCCUAGAGGGAAGCGACAGCGGCGCUCCUCCCUGUGCUGAAGUGCAGGAGCCAUGUGGCUAGAAAUCCUCCUGACUUCAGUGCUGGGCUUUGCCAUCUACUGGUUCAUCUCCCGGGACAAAGAGGAAACUUUGCCACUUGAAGAUGGGUGGUGGGGCCCAGGCACGAGGCCCGCAGGCAGGGAGGACGAGAGCAUCCACCCUUUCAAGGUGGAAACGUCAGAUGAGGAGAUCCACGACUUACACCAGAGGAUCGAUAAGUUCCGUUUCACCCCACCUUUGGAGGACAGCUGCUUCCACUAUGGCUUCAACUCCAACUACCUGAAGAAAGUCAUCUCCUACUGGCGGAAUGAAUUCGACUGGAAGAAGCAGGUGGAGAUUCUCAAUAGAUACCCUCACUUCAAGACUAAGAUUGAAGGGCUGGACAUCCACUUCAUCCAUGUGAAGCCCCCCCAGCUGUCCACAGGCCGUACCCCGAAGCCCUUGCUGAUGGUGCAUGGCUGGCCUGGCUCUUUCUACGAGUUUUAUAAGAUCAUUCCACUCCUGACUGACCCCAAGAACCAUGGCCUGAGCGAUGAGCACGUUUUUGAAGUCAUCUGCCCUUCCAUCCCUGGCUAUGGCUUUUCAGAGGCAUCCUCCAAGAAGGGGUUCAACUCGGUGGCCACCGCCAGGAUCUUUUACAAGCUGAUGCUGCGGCUGGGCUUCCAGGAAUUCUACAUUCAAGGAGGGGACUGGGGGGCCCUGAUCUGCACCAAUAUGGCCCAGCUGGUGCCCAGCCACGUGAAAGGCCUGCACUUGAACAUGGCUUUGGUUUUAAGCAACUUCUCUACCCUGACCCUUCUCCUGGGACGGCGUUUCGGGAGGUUUCUUGGCUACACUGAGAGGGAUAUGGAGCUGCUGUACCCUGUCAAGGAGAAGGUCUUCUACAGCCUGAUGAGGGAGAGCGGCUACAUGCACAUCCAGUGCACCAAGCCCGACACCGUGGGCUCUGCACUGAAUGACUCUCCUGUGGGUCUGGCUGCCUAUAUUCUAGAGAAGUUUUCCACCUGGACCAAUACGGAAUUCCGAUACCUGGAGGAUGGAGGCCUGGAAAGGAAGUUCUCCCUGGAUGACCUGCUGACCAACGUCAUGCUCUACUGGACAACAGCAACCAUCGUCUCCUCCCAGCGCUUCUACAAGGAGAACCUGGGACAGGGCUGGAUGACCCAGAAGCAUGAGCGGAUGAAGGUCUACGUGCCCACUGGCUUCUCUGCCUUCCCUUCUGAGCUAAUGCACACGCCUGAAAAGUGGAUGAGGUUCAAGUACCCGAAGCUCAUCUCCUAUUCCUACAUGGCUCGUGGGGGCCACUUUGCAGCCUUUGAGGAACCGGAGCUGCUCGCCCAGGACAUCCGCAAGUUCCUGUCAGUGCUGGAGCAGCAGUGACCACCCCACACCGCCCCCUGCCUCCCUCCACAAGUGCCCUCCAGGCUUUUCUUUGGGAAGAUACCCCUUUUCUGAGGAAUGAGUUUGCCUCAGUCCCCUGCCCAUGCAGGGAGCCCACACUUACCCCCUCACCCCUCCAAGCUCACUCCCCAAUCCCCAACUCUGUGCGAUAAGCAAUAUGGCCUUGAUGAUAAAUGACUUUACUUCUAACA
This is a messenger RNA of Chlorocebus sabaeus (green monkey), 1770 nucleotides long. RefSeq names its product epoxide hydrolase 1 (gene EPHX1). Gene Ontology annotation, biological process: epoxide metabolic process; arachidonate metabolic process. The record is from RefSeq and is a predicted model, not a curated record. Gene Ontology annotation, molecular function: epoxide hydrolase activity. NCBI's taxonomy places the organism in Eukaryota, Metazoa, Chordata, Mammalia, Primates, Cercopithecidae.